UCGUGUGGGCGGAGCUCUCCCUGAGCCGGGCAGUCCGCGGCUUUUCCGGGUCACUACUCGAACUUCUAACCCCGGCGGAGGUCGCGCCAUCGAGGAGGAGAAGCCGAAGAAGACUCCAGAUGGGGGUCGGGGCGUCCGGGCUGACGUCGACCCUGCACAUCGUCAUGCUGGGUCUGGACUCGGCGGGCAAGACGACGGUGCUGUACCGGCUCAAGCUCAACGAGUUCGUCAACACGGUGCCCACCAUCGGCUUCAACGCCGAGAAGGUGCGCCUGCACGGCGGCGUCGCCUUCCACGUGUGGGACGUGGGCGGCCAGGAGAAGCUGCGGCCGCUCUGGAGGUCGUACAGCCGGGCCGCCGACGGGCUCGUCUACGUCGUGGACUCCGUGGACGCCGAGCGGCUGGAGGAGGCGCGCACCGAGCUGCACAAGGUGACGCGACUGGCCGAGAACCGCGGCGCCCCGCUGCUCGUCAUCGCCAACAAGCAGGACCUGCCGCGCUCGCUGACGGUGGAGGCCAUCGAGCGGGGCCUGGGCCUCGGGGAGCUGGCGCCCGCCACCCGCUACCACGUGCAGCCCGCCUGCGCCAUCAUCGGCGAGGGGCUCCGCGAGGGCAUGGACAAACUCACGCGCAUGAUACACGACCGGCGAAAAAGCCUCGCCGGCGGCAAGCGGCAACGGCACAACGUCAGGUGACCAGAGGGGGAGCCUGGUGGUGCUGAUGUGGUUGCUGUGAUGAGACAAGUGACAGGAGGAGUGGGAGGGGCUUGGGCGUUGUGAAGUCAUCACUGUGUUGACGUAUGCAGUAGAGACACAAUUACAUUCACGCACCCUUACUUUCAGACUCAUGCAUUUAUAAACACACACAUGUUAACAAAUACAUGCGUGGAUUAUGUACACAUUUACAAACAUGUACGCACGUAAGUAGGUAAAUAAACACAGUCGCUCACUCACACAGAUGCACAUAAACGCACACAUUCACAUGGACUGUUACACACGCACAAUGCAUACAAACCCUGUCUUAAAUAUUCACACACAUAUUGAGGGUGGAGAGUACUGUAGACUUUGAAGGAGGGUGAUGUCAUCCCGGUGAAGAUCAGGAAGCGAAACAGAAACAGGCGGGCCUGUUCAUGGUCGACUUCCUUAUAUGGACUUCCUUAUCUGCACAUGCUAACCAGCACAUGGUGUGGACUAAAGUUUUUGGAGAGUAUUAAACAUUUCAAAGUCACAUUUGGGUGUUUAUUUGUCGUCACGUGCAAAGGGUACACCGGCUGACCUCCACUUCAUAAAAGACACAUUUUGUCUCUAGUAGUUGGAGCUGCGCUAGUAUUAUUUGGAUUCAGAAGCCAUUUUGGCCACGUUGAUCUUUUCAAUUUGUCGUUCACAUUCCAAAAACAUAUGCAACUUUUGAUGUGGAUGGAAUGGGUCCGUGACGCGUGUGCACGGACACAAGACGUGGCCUCUCGCGUGGGUCUCAUUUGGAGGACCUAGGACGCGUUUGUGGCUGUUACCCGGUUUUCCAUUCGUCACCAUCUCGUCAUGUGCGUGCGUGUUUAACAAAAGGCUGAUGAAUGUGGCGCCGUGCUGCCAGUUUAGAGUCUGAGGGUAAAAACGUGUGGACACCCAACAAAGCGUUACACUCACGCACACACCGACACACAUACUUUUAAAGGGUGACUUGCAAAGGUGGAAAAGGAAGUAUGGAAUUGGAGGAAAGAUGAUAACAGUAAAGCAAAAGUUGUUUCUGCCAAGAAAAAGAUUGUUGGGGGAAAAAAGUACAUUUUUGUGUUAGUUUCUAGCCCUUAGAAUGUUGUACUAUUUUUAUUCCUCUGGGUUGGAGUCUUCCCCCUAAGUGUGAGUUCUCCCUGGAGUGGAGUUUUUGAGUUUAAAAAAAAAUGAUUUAAUCAUUUUUUUCUAAGAGAGAAAAUACUGUUUUUCAAAAAGCCUUUACAAUUUUUAUCGUUUUUAUUUGUGAGAAAAAAUGAUUCUGAGUUUGACUUUAAAAUAGUAUUAUAGUGAUAUUUUUUACAAAAUAAAAAAGAAAUGUGUAUACAUUUGAAAUAACAUUUUCAGCAUGGGGUGUGGAGAAAACUUUUGCUGAAAUAUAUUUAAUUUUUCAGACUUCAUAUAAAAAAUCACCUUUCCCAAUAUUUCAACUGCAUUAAUUUUAUUUUUUUAUUUAUUAACAUAUUCUUAGAGUUGGAUUUUUGUGAGACAGUUUUAUUUUCUGUAUGAAAUAAACA
This is a messenger RNA of Syngnathoides biaculeatus (alligator pipefish), 2242 nucleotides long. RefSeq names its product ADP-ribosylation factor-like protein 4C. Bases 120 to 695 code for a protein of 191 amino acids. Gene Ontology annotation, molecular function: GTPase activity; GTP binding. Gene Ontology annotation, biological process: intracellular protein transport; endocytic recycling. The transcript has 2 exons. The record is from RefSeq and is a predicted model, not a curated record. Lineage: Eukaryota; Metazoa; Chordata; Actinopteri; Syngnathiformes; Syngnathidae. Gene Ontology annotation, cellular component: cytoplasm.